GGUUUAGUUGGUAGUGAGUGGCCGCAAUAAGUCCACUGGUUAAGAAUGCAGCUUAAUUUCACUAUUUAUGUAUAACAACAUAGCGUGUUUAUUUCUAACUAUGUAUCUCCCCUGUAAAGGGAGCCAACAUAAUCUGUGCGUGUCAUUUAUAGCAAUGAGUUUGACCUCCCUAUUAUCGUCUAUUGUCAUCGGAUCAUUGUAUGGAUGAAAAAAUGUAUCCCUUUUGAAAGCGGUGUUAAAGGAUAAAGAGAUUCUGUUGCUUUUGGUUCCUCAGACUUUAUAUAGGCAACAUAUUUCUACAGAAAAAUCCCUCAAGAGAACAAAAUCACACUAGGAAGUAUUAAAUUUUCAUAAGUUUGAGAAAUACAGUUUCUUUACUAGGAUAUCAGGAACAUAGAACUUCCUAUCUUCAAUGACAGUGCUACGACUUACGAGACUGGACAUAAAAGCUCUGCACGUGCGCGCGCUGAUCCCUUUGGUACAGGCUUCUGAAAGGUUUUGGAACCAGGCAAAGAAUUAACUCUGAUCAAUCGAAACUAGUUGCAACCGUCCGUUGGUAGCAACUCGAACAGAUACCACGCAGUCACUAACAACGGGAAGAACUGUGAGAGUACAUGCGCGAAAGCAUUCACAUGGUUGAAACUGGAUCUCGAACGAAUAUAGUAAUCGACUAAUCUCGGAAACUACUGUCACUGUGGUCACUGGUGUGUGAGCAUAGGAGUGGAAGAGAAAUGUGUGUUCGAGGUUAAGUUGUUGUAAACGUAGCACGUGAUAUAUUGAGAAAAACACCAUGGGAAAACUAAAUGUUUCCAUUUUGCGGUAUCUCACGAGGGAAGAUUUCCGUGUUCUAACUGCAAUUGAAAUGGGAAUGAAGAAUCAUGAACUGGUUCCUGCACCUCUUGCAGCCUCAAUCGCUAACUUGCAGCAUGGUGGCGUUCACAAAGUGCUCAAGGAUUUGUGUAAACAUAGACUGCUCAGCUAUGAGAGAGGGAAACGAUAUGACGGAUACAGGUUAACAAAUUCUGGGUAUGAUUAUUUGGCACUCAAGGCCUUGACUAUGAAGAAUGUAAUAUCAUCGUUUGGCAACCAGAUAGGAGUAGGCAAGGAAUCGAAUAUUUAUGUUGUUGCUGAUGAGGAAGGAAAUCCACUGUGUUUGAAACUACACAGGCUUGGGCGUACGUGUUUCCGUAACCUGAAGGAGAAGAGAGACUAUCACCAACAUCGAAGAACUGCCUCGUGGCUUUAUCUUUCUCGUAUUUCAGCCACAAAGGAAUUUGCAUACAUGAAAGCUCUGAGAGACAGAGGUCUGCCUGUUCCUAAACCAGUAGAUUUCAACAGGCACUGUGUUGUUAUGGAGCUUGUAGAUGGGCAUCCCCUGUGUCAGGUUCAUGAGGUCAAGGAUGUUGACGCUCUGUAUGACGAAUUAAUGAAUUUGAUUGUCAAGCUUGGGAGUCAUGGUGUGAUUCAUGGAGAUUUUAAUGAGUUCAACAUUAUGUUAUGUGAAGAUGACAAACCAGUUAUCAUUGACUUCCCACAGAUGGUAUCCACAUCUCAUCCAAAUGCUGAAAUGUUCUUUAACAGAGAUGUCAACUGUGUCCGUGAUUUUUUCCGAAGGCGAUUUGGAUAUGAAAGUACACUGUAUCCAUCAUUCAGGGAUAUCAUGAGAGAAGAUACUUUGGAUGUUGAGGUCCUUGCCAGUGGUUUUACACGGCAGAUGGACAAAUAUCUCAACAUUGAAAUGGGCGUUGAGGAAGAUGACAGAACUGGUGACCUUGAGGAUGACAGCAGUAGUGUGAAUGUGGAUGAACUGAGACAAGAAGUAGAAAAUUUAGUACAAGAGGGAACAUCUCAGAUGUCUGACAAACAGAGAAACGUAGCAGGAACUCAGACUGUGUACAGCUUGUCUGAAAGAGAUGCCAAGGUAGAAAGUAUUAGCACAUGUGAUGAAAGGACUGGGAAUCAGGGUUCAGUAAGUGAAUGUAGUUGUGUUGACGCAAAGCAGCAACAUACAGAGGAGGGUGGAAAUGAACACCUGCAGAAAUGUGAAGAAAAUUAUGAAACAUUGUGCCAGAACACUGCAGAGCAAUUAUCUAGUGUCAUUAAAUUUAAAGAUAAAAUUGAAGAGCAUGAUAAGGAGAGUUGUGGAGGCAGUGCCAUGGGCGUUUCUCACAGUGAUUAUAGUGAUGAUGGUAACACAAGGGACUGUAACAGCGUAACGACAGGCUCAUUUGACACUCGUAGCUUCCGCAGUACUUCCACUGCUGCAACAAUUGCUCCACAGGCCAUCCAAAGUCGUGUAAAGAAGUCAUUGAUGAAACGAGAAGCAGUGCUGGCUCGUCACAGAAUGCACGUAAAGGGGGAAGCAAGUGCUGUGACGCGUGCCCGCAGGGACAACAAUGAUACCAUCAAGCAGUCAACUGGAAUAUGGGGCUGGGCGUAAUAUUCCUUAGCAGGCAGAACUCAAGAGGUUCCUUUGUGAGGAGAACAUCAGUAUAAACACCAGCUUGAAGUGCUGCGUAGCUGUAAAACCCAUAUUUGAAUUUAUUGGUAACUGGUAAGCCACUAAUGACAUCCUUGUCAAUGCUGCUGCAGUCAUGAAGUUUUGUUGUGAAGAGAAAACUCGUGUUUUCUGUAUAGAACUGAAUUAUUCUCUUGUAAUGUAAUUGUAACAUAAAUAAAAUUUGGAAGUAAUUUUUUUCAUUUGGAAAAAAAGUGAAAUAUAAUUUAUCUGAAAUUAAGAACUAAUAUACCGAGUGAGAUGGUGCAGUGUAUUCGUGUUUGGGAGGAUUACAGUGCCCCUUUCCUCAAAUCAACCUAUCUAAGAACUAAUAGACUUUUGGCACUUUACCUGAAGAAUCAUAUUGAACAUUGUUUCAUUGGAUGAGUUGAUGUGAUCAUACAAAACAAUUCUGUAUACUUGUAAGGUUUUCAGAUGAGUUGCAACAUUGUUGAAACAAACACACUAACUGAUUUGUGAUUGCCAUUCAUUUACAAUAUUGGAAUUAUAUUGCAAAUUUCUUGGCACUGAGUUCUCAAUUUCCUUGUAUUGUGAAGUCAGUGAGUUACCAAGAAUUUUAUAUUUUGUGCUGACUAGAUUCCUUAUCACUGUGGAGCAGGUAGAGAAAUAAAGCAUAUAUUGCAUUUCAACAAAGA
Messenger RNA from Schistocerca gregaria, 3153 nucleotides. RefSeq names its product serine/threonine-protein kinase RIO2 (gene RIOK2). Bases 791 to 2440 code for a protein of 549 amino acids. Gene Ontology annotation, cellular component: preribosome, small subunit precursor; cytosol; nucleus. The record is from RefSeq and is a predicted model, not a curated record. Gene Ontology annotation, biological process: protein phosphorylation; maturation of SSU-rRNA. NCBI's taxonomy places the organism in Eukaryota, Metazoa, Arthropoda, Insecta, Orthoptera, Acrididae. Gene Ontology annotation, molecular function: ATP binding; protein serine/threonine kinase activity. The transcript has 8 exons.